Astrephomene gubernaculifera is the source of this 4247-nucleotide messenger RNA. The record is from the annotation of a GenBank genome assembly. Lineage: Eukaryota; Viridiplantae; Chlorophyta; Chlorophyceae; Chlamydomonadales; Astrephomenaceae.
GUUUGUUCAAAUGAUAAUUCCUGGAGGCGUAAACAUUCGUCGAUCCCGCUUGCAAGUGUGCAAGUUUGCUUCGGACCAGCGGAAGACUGCGGCUGCUGACAUUACGACACCCAAUUAGGAAACAACACGCCUGCUGGCAACAUGGUUGAUAAUAUCAGCAGGUUAGACAGAAGCCGACAUGAUGUGCAGCUCUCCAACGAGGCUGCCCCCAACGCUUCGUUGAUAUGGAUUCCGGACAUCAUCCUGCGUAUCACUGGCUUCCUGUCUCGUAAUGAAAUCGCCUUGAGCAUACGCCUUGUGGACAAGACCUGUGCAGCCUUGUUUCAUGGGCUACAAUACAUUACCGUCCGGCUGUCGGAGCCCUCACCUCCAUUUGCCUUCGAACAGCAUUGGGGUCGGCCUGGUGCCAUGCGGAGCCUGGCACGACAGCAGCGGGGCCAACUACUUUGUCUGACUGCACGGAGCGGCAGUAUACCUAAUCUUGCUGUGGCAGUAGAGAGUGCAGGUCUCUUGCCAAUUGCAUUGGAAUUCGAGCAGGUGCUCGAGUCUGCUGCAGCUGCUGGGCAUGUCGACGUGUGCCAGUGGCUACUGCAGAAGGGCUGCUGCAAUGUGGAAACGGCCAUACGUGAAGCUGCAUGUGCUGGCAAAGAAGCGGUGUGUGAAUGUCUAGUAAUGGCCAGUACCGCCGAUUGCUGUGCUGCCUAUCGGGGUGCUGCCCUAGGGGGCCAUGUGGGCCUUAUGGAGUGGCUGCGGCAGCGGUUCCAUUUCGAACCGGACUACUACAACCUGUCAAGCAUUCCAAAAGGCUGUGAUCUGGCAACGCUGCAGCAUCUGUACAACAGGGACAUGCCAGGAGAUAACGUGCCGUCACAAAAGGAGGAGGUGCAAACGGCCAUGAUUGCGAAUGCCGCCGGCAGCCGCAUGCCUGACUGGCAGGCCAAGGUCGAGUGGCUGCAGCAACAGGGCUGCCCGGUAACUGAUUUCAUCACUGAAGAAGCUGCCUCCUGCCCGGACGCACUGGAGCGGCUGACCUGGCUGCUGCAGCGGGGCUUCCCGGUGGGCCCGGACACGGUGGCGGCUGCAGCGGCUGAGGGCAACACGGCCGCUGUUGAGUACCUCCUGGCCCAGGGUGUGGUGCUGGUGGAGUUUGUGGACCCCCGUCCUGCCAUCCGUGCUGGCCACCUGGAUGUCCUCAAGAUGCUGGCUGCAGCCGGCUGCAGCAUGGAGAAGCGCGAGUACCUUUGUGCGGCGGUCUCCGCUGGACACCUGUUGGUGGCCGAUUGGUUGAUGGAGGUGGCUGGCCCGGCCUUCAUCGCCGACUUGGAGGGCUCUAGGGUGGGGGACUGGGCGGAGACAGCAUUCACAGCUGGCAUCAGAAGUGUGGAGCAGCUCUCGUGGCUGUGGGGGCAUGGCUGCCUCCGUGAUGGGAGUGCUUUGGCCGCUCUAGCCUCCUCGGGCAGCAGUGAGGAGCUAAUGGAGUGGGCGGUGGGGCAGGGCUGCUCCUUUACGGAUGGCAACGGAAAGUGCUGUUACACGUACGCCACUGCCGGUGGGCACGGCGACAUGGCCAUGCUGCGCUGCCUGCGGCGGCUGGGCUGCCCCUGGGGACCAUAUGGGAAGACGUUCGCGGUAUGCCUCAGCCGCUGGUCCCCGCUGCCGGUACUGGCCUGGCUGCUGGAGGAGGGCUGCCCGGUGAACUGGGAUGCGGUGCUGGCGGAGGCACGACGGUUCCACCAAGGUACGCUUGCAUGGCUGCUGGAGCAGCGGCAGCGGCAGCGGCAGCGGUAGGCCAGUGGGAAGGCAGUAGGCAGUGAUGGAGUGUGAAGGAUGCGGAGUAUAGCUGGGUUGGGAACAUGCGGGCACCACGUGCAAAGGUGUGUCCAUGCCGGGGUUGUGUUGGUAUCCUCAUCUAACCGCCGGAAGGCUUGGGGCGCGGUUGGGGUUACUUGCAUGGGCUGUGAUGGUCGGGGCCUGUCGUACACGUACAGUGGUGGAUGGGCCGGCAACUUCUCAAGAGUGCAUGCGCAAGCAGGGAAACCGGAAUGCAUGGAAUUGACGUUUGCGGGUGGCAUGCAUGUUGCUUAUUGUUGUACUGUUACGUCUGAAGACUGUUUCUUCCCGCUGCAAGGCGGAAUGGGAUGCUGUUGCAUAUCCGUAAGUAAAGGCCGGUGGCCGGGUUUGCUCUUGAAGAGUGCCAGAGCUGCUCAUUCCCACUUCUCCUUUGGACAGGUUGCCCCGUUUUUUGGGUUUCAGGGCUUUUGUUCUUUGCAUCCAAAAUAAGAAAUCCGUUGGUUUGAGACGUACACUCAGCAGCAAUGUUGACCCAGGGUUCGGUGUGGAGGAGCACGGCAGUGGUUGAGCGGGUCGUCAUGUGAGGAGAGCUGGAAUUUGGCGGGUCGGCGGCAGACUCAUAAAAGGAUCAGCUGGGGGCGGGUGAGCGGACGUGUUGUGUUGUGUUACUGGCAUGCGCAUCAUGUGUGUAUGGUGAUUUGUUCGUAUGUCUGGGGUCGUAGAGUUACCCUGGGUGCGGUUUUUUGUUCGCAUGCCAGGCAUCCGUGUCGUACAGUAAACAGUGCAGCCCACAGACUCAGGGCAAGGAUGUUUGACGGCGGAUGAUGCCCGUGCAUGCAGUUUCAGGCGGUAACUUGUAAGCCCAUCAGUCCUGCUGGGAAACUGUUGGUGCGGUGGUUGGUUGGUGAGGUGGUAUGGGUCGCCAAGGGGUGCAAUUUGGAAUUUACAAUGCAACCACAUGUACAGCACUGAUUGACGCAACAACAACACAGCUCGCUGCACUGCAUGACGACAGAAGGUUCCGUUGACACAUUGUUUGUGAGUGCUUCGGCCCUUGUGGGAUUGGCAUUUGCUUCUUAGCUGAACUCUGAAUGUGUUCCUGCGCCGCUGCAGACAUUGCUGCGGUGCCGUGUGUGAUGCGGGUGGUGGUUGCAAACCAUGCAGGUACUUGUGUGCAAAUGUGCGAAGACCUGCAACGACUGUGUUGGUAGUGCCUGGACGGCACAGCCGUGGUGGCGGCAACACAUGGAACUGGCGGUGGAUUUGGUGUUCCUGCCCUCGAGUACGGAGCUUUUCGCUCUAGGCAAAAGGGGCUCGGCGGUGUUCAACCCACCGCCGCGAAGUAAGGCGGUCGCGGUCCGAGUCCAGUGUUAGGUUGGCCUUCGCUCGGCAAAGAAUGGCUCUAGCGGCGCCUCGCUAUAGCCUACGGUAGAUUUUGGGCGGGCGGGCGCCCCUGCAGCGGUGACGUCUCUAGUUGGGGAGCACUUGCAAAGGGCGGCAGGUACGGGCUUGGAUCAUGGCGUCCGGUUGGAGUUUAUUGCGGAUGCCAUGAUCCACGCGUGUCGGGGAAAGGCCCUGGCGUUCUUAUUCGGGUCACUUUGUGGCGUUUGUUUGUUUCUGUGUGGAAGAAGGCAUGGAGUUCUUGCCUGCGUCGCAGUACACGGGUUUGUUAUGGGCCCAGGCUUUGGCGACCAAGGGUACGGUUCAGGCUUGCACGGCGCAGCCUUUUUUUGUGCGGUCAAUACUGUUCGUGAGUUAUUCGGGUUCCCAAAACCUUGUGCAGGUGAUAACAGCUCCUUCGCUGUGGGCAGUUGUGGCCGCAGCGGCAGUCCACGCGUGGGGGUGAGCAGUGGUUUCACUUGGUCCUGGAGCGAUGUGGUCUGUAUGUCCCGGUUGGUCGGUGCCCAUACCCCUCAUGGUUUGAGGCGUGGUGGUGCGUCAGCGGCUCGGGCGGUGGGUGUUCCUGUUGAUGUGGUUGAUAAGCCUGGACGCUGGAGUGCGGGCUGUAUUGCCAUGCGGGAGCACUACCUGGAUAUGGGUGUGCCGAGUUGUGUGCUUGUGUGCGUGCCUUCUUACCUGCCCGGCGUGUGGCGCCGUUUGUGGGUCAGUAUUAUAACCAGUGGCGACCAUUAGGUCUUUUGUCUUUGGCAGUCAAGCCCCAACGCGAGUUAAUGCGGGCUUUGUGUAGCUAUAGCCUUUGCUUUUUUGUUGCACCUCUUGACCGGAAUGGUUCCUGAGGUUGCCCCCCCCCCCCCGAGGUGUUUCAGUUUUUGGAAUCCAGUACUCGACUGCUCAACUCGCGCCAGUGAGGGAUAGGAAACCACCUGUUUCCGGGCCCUACAGCGGGAGGGGCCGCACCAGGGCUGCACCAUGUCAUCACACUAGCCGAGUUAACUUGUGUAUUGGGUGUACGACACCUUCCACCCCGAGGCCUCAGCGCUGCUUACCCAAGUUGU